This is a messenger RNA of Ctenocephalides felis (cat flea), 525 nucleotides long. RefSeq lists its product as uncharacterized. NCBI's taxonomy places the organism in Eukaryota, Metazoa, Arthropoda, Insecta, Siphonaptera, Pulicidae. The record is from RefSeq and is a predicted model, not a curated record. Bases 10 to 513 code for a protein of 167 amino acids. The transcript is spliced from 2 exons.
UUGAAAAAGAUGUUGUGCUUCGUGCAAAGGUAUCCGUCGAAUUCGCAUUUUGCGUCAAACGAAGACAAUCUGACGCCAAAUGACGCCGGCGGAGGAGGAGGCGGCGUCAAACAGCCGCAGCCGAACAACAUUGGCGGAUCGCUCCGUUUGAAAGAGAUCGCCAAGGAAAAGUUCUUGAGGAAAACAAAAUCUGCGAACGGUUUCGCCUCCAGCAACAACCUCUCGAUCCCCCAAAACCAAACCCAAUCUCAGUCUCUCCAACAGUCGUCUGGGGGUACCCAGAAUGGAGGCCCCAUACGAUCGGCCCCUUCGACGCCGCUCUGCACCCCCUCAACGGUCGACAGUGGCGUGCCCAUCAUUACGAUGUCGUCGAGAUCGAGUUCAGGGACGAACACCACCACCGGCGGCGGAAGGCUUUCGCAGAAUCUGGCCCAGAGCAAUAGUAUCGGCGGCGUCUCCGCCAGCGUUUCGAGGAGCCCCAGUCAUUCUAGUUCGAGGUCGAAUGAUAGGUAAGGGAUAGAUAAU